Messenger RNA from Necator americanus (New World hookworm), 333 nucleotides. RefSeq lists its product as uncharacterized. NCBI's taxonomy places the organism in Eukaryota, Metazoa, Nematoda, Chromadorea, Rhabditida, Ancylostomatidae. Bases 1 to 333 code for a protein of 110 amino acids. The record is from RefSeq and is a predicted model, not a curated record. The transcript is spliced from 2 exons.
AUGAGAAAUCGGCCCGUCAUCAGCAUCGAAAAUUACACCAUAUACUGCGGCGAUGCUGAUGAGAACAAAGUAGAUGCGCCUCACGCACCUACAGAAACCGCUGAGGACAACAGCAAGGACGCCUUCUAUGAUGCACUCAAUGCGUUGAUGUCUAAAAUACCAAGCCAGCAGGUGGUCAUUGUCGGAAUCGACGCAAAUGCGAAGAUGGGACUCGAACAGCAAUCCGAUGUGCUAGGAAAAUGGUACUAUGCAGCGUAUCGCACGUCGGACAACGGUGACCGUCUGGUCGACUUGUGCGAACAGAUGGGCCUCAUCAUCUCUUCCACCGUUUAA